Bombina bombina (fire-bellied toad) is the source of this 2005-nucleotide messenger RNA. Its product is annotated as keratin, type I cytoskeletal 10-like. The coding region runs from base 35 to 1423 and encodes 462 amino acids. The record is from RefSeq and is a predicted model, not a curated record. NCBI's taxonomy places the organism in Eukaryota, Metazoa, Chordata, Amphibia, Anura, Bombinatoridae. The transcript has 8 exons. Gene Ontology annotation, molecular function: structural molecule activity.
UUCUCUAUACCUGUAAAGAGUGUCAUCAUUUAUCAUGUCUUUCAGCUAUAAACAGUCAUGUCAGAAAACUGUUUCUAGGGGUUAUGGCAGUGUUAGUGGAGGGAACUAUGGAGAAUGUGGUAUGGGAGGAGGUGACAGUUGGGGAGGUCAAUAUGGUGGUAGUGCAGGUGGUGGAUCUGGAGGUUGCUAUGGUGGUUUCGGAGAAAGCUCUGGAGGUGUAGCUGGAUAUGGUGGUGGUUCUUAUGGAGGUGGAUUUGGUGGCAAUGCUGGCUUUGGUGGCAAUGCUGGCUUUGGUGGCAAUGCUGGCUUUGGUGGUAGUUUUGGUGGUGGUGACAGUAUCUUGUCUGGCAAUGGAAAACAAACAUUGCAGAAUCUCAAUGACCGCUUGGCCUCCUACCUGGACAAAGUUCGAGCUUUAGAGCAGGCAAAUGCUGAACUUGAGCGCAAGAUUAAGGAAUGGUAUGACAAGCAGAGUCCUGGCACCAGCAGCACAGGGGAAAAAAUUGACUACAGCAAAUAUUUUAAAACAAUUGAAGAUCUACAAGCUCAGAUCCUUAAAGCUACCAGUGACAAUGCAUCUAUAAUCCUAGUGAUUGAUAAUUCCCGUCUGGCUGCUGAUGACUUCAAACUGAAGUAUGAGAAUGAGUUGACUCUUCGCCACACAGUGGAGGCUGAUAUUAAUGGUCUGCGCAAAGUCCUGGAUGAACUGAAACUUUCUACGUCUGACUAUGAAAGUCAAGUUGGUAGUCUGCAAGAGGAAUUGGAUUCUCUCAAGAAGAGCCUUCAGGAGCCAACUGAUACCCAACAAACCACUGUGGGUGAUGUUAAAGUGGAAAUGAAUGCAGCUCCAGGUAUCGAUCUGACCAAAGUGCUGACUGACAUGAGGGAAAAAUAUGAGGCCCUGGCUGAGAAAAACAGGAAGGAAGCUGAAGACAACUUCAACAAAAUUAGCAAGGAACUGAGUGCACAAAUAACUAAAGAAGUUGAAGUGGUGACAACAACCAAGAGUGAAAUUUCGGAACUUAGGAAAACAGUUCAAACAUUGCAGAUUGAACUUCAGUCACAACUUUCCUUGAAAAAGUCCCUGGAAGAAACCAUAGCAGAGACAGAGGGCCGUUACUGUCAGAAGUUAUCACAGCUUCAGGCUCAAGUCUCUGCCUUAGAGGAGCAACUGGAGCAGAUCAAAGCUGAAACUGAGUGCAACACUACGGAGUAUGAGUCCCUACUUGACCUCAAGAGUAGGGUAGAGCAAGAAAUAAGCACAUACAACAAACUGAUCGAGGAACUUGGUAAAACAGAUCAAAGCGGUGGCUCUGGGCAGAGUGGUUCAGGAUCCAGAGGAACUGGUUCAGGACAAACCAACCCUGGUACUGGAGGAUAUACCACUGGACCAGCAGUUAAAAGACCCACCACAAGGAACUGAAGACACAGUUGAUGGAAAUCUGAUGUUGACAGGUCAUUGCGAUGAAUGGAGUUACCUGCUACAUAACUGCCAAAUAUUUCUGCUUAAGCCAAUUUGUUUCUUAUCUUAUGUCACUGUGAUAUGGUCACAUAGUAUAAAAGAGAUUACAAAAGAACACUACUUUGAAGCCUGGGUAGAGCAUCUGGUUACCCUUCUACUGCACAUCGGUGUGAAGGAGAACAGUUUAAAUCAGGGGUGUCCAAUUUAUUACAAGUGAUGGACACAUUGCAAUUUUUCUACUUGAAGGGCUGUGAGUACAUUUAAAAAAAGUUAUAUAAUUUCAAACAAAAUAUAAAAUUCAAUGUACUCAAACUCUUCAUUGGCCAGAUAAGUGCCACAAACACACAUAUAUAGAAAGAACAAGCUACAUGAAAUAGAUCUGUGUCUUUGGUUGAACAUCCCUGUUUUAAAUGUUAUAUACUAAUUUGAUUACAUCUUCUGUUUUUUUGUAUUUCUUUAUACAAUAUAUUGCACUUUCAGGUUAUUUUGGUGUCCUUCUGUCUGCAAUAUUUACCCAAUAAAUACUUUUCAUGAUGCAAGAUA